Molecule: messenger RNA, 3211 nt
Organism: Penaeus indicus
Lineage: Eukaryota; Metazoa; Arthropoda; Malacostraca; Decapoda; Penaeidae
Exons: 4
Coding region: 655-1581 (308 amino acids)
Source: RefSeq, a predicted model, not a curated record
CCCCCCUUACCCUUUGGUCGGCUCACUUGCUCAUCUUGCAAGAAAGUAGACAAGGGGCGUCGGGAGGCUUGCCGGUGGUCGUGUGUUGCAGACGCUGCAGAGUGAAGAAAAGUUCGCGAAUUGCUAAAAAAGAAAAAUCUUCUGACUCUCUCUCUUUUUUCUUUUUUUUUAGUUUCUCGAAAAAAGUGUCAUCGAAGAAUUGUCUUUUUUUACAUAAAGAAGACGAAAAGUGAGUUUGUUUUUCUCUUCUUUUUCUUUUUUUUAAACUAAAAUUUCGUUCCGUUUUCUGUGGGAGAUCGCUGUUGAAAACCACUAAAAAUAUCAGACGCGAUUUUAAACAUUUUUCUCCUAAGGAGAAGAAGAAAAAAAAAAGAUGCAUCCACCCGCAGCUUUCUCUUUUCAUAUCCGCAUCCUCUUCUCCGCGACCUGAAAUAUAAAAAAAAAAAUCACUAGAGAAAUACCUAAAUUCUCCAAAAAAAUAUAAUAAAUAAAUAAAAAGCGACCUCUCCAUUUUCUAUAAAUCGUCUCCCUUGUGUUUACGUCCCUGUGAAGUAACCGACCGAUUCGCAAGUGCACGCGACUUUAGGCUCUGUGCGAUAAGGCGAUAGAGGCGGAUUUCGUUUAGCCCGAGACCGAGGCGUCGCACACGGCAACAUGGUGGACAACCCGAUGUACGGCAACAAGGACGAUUUCAUGCAGAAGGUCCCCUCCUUCGCAUCCGUCGGCGCCAGCAUGAGUUCCGGUUCGGGCGGCUCCACCAAGUACAUGCUGGGCGGGUCGUCGGCGCCCAUCCACCACCCGACCCGCUACAGCGUCAUGGGCAUGGGCAGGGUGCUGGACCCGUCGCGCCUGAGCCACGCCCUCCGCACCCCGACGCCCGAAGCCUCUCGCUACGAACCCAACUUCAUGCUGGGUCCCGCCACCACGCACGACUACUCUCGCUACGACGACCUCCCCGCCACCACGCACGACUACUCUCGCUACAACGACCUCCCCGUCACCCACUCCGUCGCCCUCCCCGCCGCAACGCCCUCAAGCCGCCGCAUGCGUCCGCCGUCGCCCAAACCGCAUUGGCGUUCCGAAUCCCGCUUCAUGGUGCGUCCGAAACUCAACUCGGAAAUGAAGCACGAAGCCCGGUACAUGCUACACCCCCCUACCCCGGAGAUGCCCAGGACUUUCGAGAACAAGUACGGGUCGUCGGGCAUGGAGAAGGGCGUCGGGGAGAAGGACCUGGGCACGGGGUCGACUCUCUACGACACCUAUUGGCACAUCCCGAGGGCGACGCUGUGGUGCUCACAUAAAGGCUGCGUGUAUGACUCUCAGCCGUGCAAGGAAUGCCAGUGGAAGCAGGAUGACUGUUCCUCGACCUGCUCCUCGGUAAAUCCCCCCCCAACCUUCACAGCCCUGGACAAGUACCAGCCCGUUCGCCCUCGACCCAAGUGCCACCAGUGCAGCUGUGGAAUCAUCUUCGCCAUCACCACCGUGUUUUCUCUCCUGGUCCUCCUCCUUAUCACGGGAUUUAUCCUCUAUAUCGAGAUGGUCCUCAAAUACCAGAGAGACAACGUGAAGGACCGGAUGUAAAGGGCGCUUCCUUCUCAGCGUCGGUAACCAUGGCAACGGCAGCGACACGCCCUUGGCCAUGAACGAAAGUCAUGAAUAAGAAGCAAUCGGAGAAUCUUCUUCUUCGCCCUCUUCUUCUGCUCCUCCCCCUCCCCCCACCCCUUCUCCCCAUAUACCAAAGACUUCUUUGUCUCACCAAAACAUGUUCCUCGAGUGCAUGACCGGUUGUUGUCAUGCACUCGAGGCUGGUAUAGACUCUUGUCCGUGACUGAUUUUACGUUUUAUUUUUUUCUUCUUCAAGUUAUCGGUUAUAAAAUUUGAAUCCGAUGGUGUGUUAACGGAUAUCAUUAUUCGUUUCCGUUUCGAGAAUUUCUAAAGAUUAAUGUAAAUCACUUAUGGAAAGAUAUGCCGCCUUAAACACAAUAUUGUUAUCAUAUCUAUACGUAUUAUUGUUUAUCCUGUUUAUUUCUCCUUUUAUCAUACACUGAUGACUAAAAUUUAGUCAUAAUAGUAGUAUUCACUUGAAUUCACUGGAUGAGUUCAUGAGAAAGAAAAAUAUAUAAAUAUAAAUAUAUUUACAGUGUAUUUCAGUCUUUGCUCUUGAAUUAGAGAUAAUAAAAAUAAACACACUAUGUCUUUCAAGGUAUAUGAGCUUACUAACAAUAAAUAUUCUUUGAUGCAAGUGUAUUUUGUAUCAGGUUUUGAAUAUGUUAAUCAUUUGCAUUAUUUCGAACACGUAAAAGAUCUCUCAUAAAGUGAAAGGGAAAAUUGCUUGCUUUUGAGCCCUCGUAACUGGAUAUUUUUUUUAUAGAAGAGCAGAAAAUAUAUUUUGAUAGAAUCACGAUUAAUAAAAACCAAGCUGUAGUUGCUUGUAAAUAUCUUAUGCUGCAAGUACUUCUGCAGGUUGAUUUUAGAUUAAAUAUUUUAAAGAAAAAAAAUAUAUAUAUACGUAUGAGGAACUACAAGUCGGUAUUUUUUCCUUUCACACAAGCAAUGGAAUGUAAUAUUCAUUUAUAGAUUACUGUGUACAUACUUUCAUCUACCAUUUCAGUCUGCACUGCUGAAAUGCUGGAUAAUUUCGUGAUGUGAUAGGGGUACUUUGCAGCAUGUUGCAAAUGUGUUGCAUACAGAGUAAAGUGAUAAAUUACUUAGCCACUUCUAAUCAUAGGUCUAUAUUUUAUACAUGAUUCUUGAGAAUUUAUAGCAUGCUUUUAUUGUAAUUCUCGUUCUGAUAUGUAGUUGUUUAGAAAAUACUCUGUGUAUUUGGGAAAAUAGUAUGUGAUGUUCUCGAGGUGUAAGGACAGCGUAUUAAAAUGUGGAAUAGUUUUCACACAGAUUAAAUCAUUGCAAGGAGUUAUUUUUGGGGGGGUUAAAAUGCGAAUAAAUUUGUCUGAUCUCUUCUGGUAAUAAUGCUAUGGCUUUUAUAGUUGCAGAUUUAGUGUGUAGUCCAGUAUCAUGAAACAUUUACAGACACGCUCACAUACUCACACACACUCACGCUCACACUCACACUCACACUCACACUCACACUCACACUCACACUCACACUCACACUCACACACACACACACACACACACACACACACACACACACACACACACACACACACACACACACACACACACACACACACACACACACACACACACA